AUGGAUUCCAUUUCCAGAGAAUCACCAACCCCGCCUGGGGGCAGCGCUCGCCCCAAGAACUCGCGCGAUGUCCUCGCCCGAUCGUCGUCAUCGUCCAUGAACAACAACAGUAAUAACAGUGCCAACAACAACAACAACAACGGCAAUAACAACACGCAGCCUUCUGCUAGCAUGGCCUCUAGCUCCAGAGCGACGCGUGCGAAUACGCCCACGGCCAGCCGCUCCGCCUCAAAACUGGUCGACGACGCCAAACAGCGGCCUGCCAGCAGAGACAGCCUCAAGGCCAAGAUGCUGAAGAAAGACGAGAUGCCUCAGCCAAGCAAAUCAGAGACUCAACUCAAGGCGCUGAAGACGGACUUUGACAGCCUCCGCUCACAUCUCACGUGCAAAAUAUGUGACCGCCUGCUCUACCAGCCCUACACCAUAUCUUGUGGCCACACCUACUGCUACACUUGUCUCUGUACCUGGUUUGUUAGCAACAAGGCUCGCAAGACAUGUCCCGACUGCCGCAUCGUUGUCAAGGAACUACCCGCUCCCGCCUACGUGAUUCGAGAAAUGACCGGCAUCUUCAUUGCCCGAGCCGAACUACUACCACCUGGAGAGACCAUCGAAGAACACAAGAAAUGGCAGAAAGACGAGACCGACGCCGUACAACUGGACAAGGACAAUACCGACGCACGUGAUGGCGGUCUGUUCAAGGGCUGCUUCAAACCGCACCCACUCCACGGACGAGGGCCGUCGCUCCAGGUCGUGCGAGAUCAAGAAGACGGUGUGGACCGAUGUCCAGUGUGCACGUGGGAACUUGAACAUGGUGGGUGCACACAAUGUGGGCUGAUCUUUGACGAGACUGGCGAGGUCUCAUGGGGCGAUAGCUUCACGGGCUUCAGUGACAUGGACGAAAUGUCAGAACACGACACGGAAGGUCUCGAUGCAAUGGACAUGUUGGAGGCUGGUUAUGAUGAUGGCUACGACGAAGCCUACGACGAAGCCAUGGACGGCUGGGGCGCAUAUCCUCCCGAUCAGAACUCAUUCAUGAUGCGUCGUUUCCUGGAAGGCGCCAUGCCCGGAACUGCAGCCUUUGCACGACGAAGACCCAUGACGCACAGCGAGGCAGGAAGCAGACACUCAUAUUCGCAGAGCGUCAUGUCAGACAUCUACGGCGACGAGAUGGACACACUGCAAGAAGAGGACGAGGAAGAGGAGGAGGACUCCUCUAUGAACGACUUUAUUGAUGAUGAUGAGGUCACAGCCUCCAGCUCAGCAAGUGCAGAAUCGUCACCGCCUGGUCCAGCUCCUCAACCUUCCAGCCAACGGGCACGCACAACGAAUAGGGCUCGUCGCGUAGUAGAGUCUGAAACUUCAUCAACUAUUUCCAGUGUUAUAGAGGAGGAAGAAGAAGAUGAAGAAGACCAAGGUCCAAUCCGCAGAGGUCUUAGGAACGCCUCCCAAACACAAAUUCUGAAUAGAGCAAAUGGUUCUAGAUCAUCACAUGGAGCCUCAUCAAUGGCAUCAACAGAAGCUUCUACCGAAGACCUCGACGAGGACGAGCAGUCUUUAUUGCGGGAAGAGGGGUGGAUGAGACAAAGGGACGAUGAUGAAAUGGGUGAAGAGGAUGAAGACGAUAGUGAUGGAGGAAGAACGACCGUUGGGUGGGAGCCGCUCGCGAAUUCAAAUGACAGAAGCCGAAUGGGCGGUUCUCUAACACCUACUGCAGAUCAUCCUCGGCCUAGCGCCCCAAUCCGCCCGCCUUCGCGUACCGGCAACGUUCGAGUAAUCAAUGCCUCGCGUGGUCUCCGACGGAGAUCGUCCGUUCUCUCAUCAGCAACUGCCAACUACGAAGAUGGUGAGGCCGAUGAUGACGACUCCGACCAGGACGGCGACCUCGACAUGGCUAUGAAUGCCCUUCGAACGCGCCGAUCGCAAGCCCAAUUGCGAAGUGCUGCUUUCCCAAAUUCAGCUGCGCGCUUCACGAAUGCGGGAUCCGGACAGGCUGGCGCAGCGAACGAGCAUGAUACAGACGAGAACUCAGACAACUCACAGGCUGGCCGCCGCAGGCGAAACCCCCGUGCUCAGCAUCGAGAGUAUGACCCACGCAUAAGCUGGAUGUUUGCUGCUCACCAGCAAGCACUUCAACAGCACCACAUGCAAGAUGUCCUCAUCGAUGUUGAGUCACGGUCCAUCACUCCGUUGGCUCGCCCUAGGACACGCAACCGCAAUCGAACCAGUCCAGCACAGAAUUUCUCACCCUUCAUGGCCCCAGCCCGUCUACGUACCCCUCACAUGGAAGACAAUCAAGCUAUCCGGCCAGGUUCGCGAGGACCUUUGUCCCCGCCCAGGCGAACCGCCAUGUCUCCAGCCCAGUUUGCGGUAAUAUCUACUGGGAACCCUAGCAGAUUUGACCGUGCACCGUCCGUAGGCUCGAACAGUAAUACUUCGACGGCCUUGCCUUCCGGCGGUUCGGCAACACCCUCUCAACAUUCUAUUGAUGACAUAGCGCAAGUUCAAGCUUCCGCGGCCCUGGAUAUGAUUGAUCGCCCACAAAGCCGAGUUGGGGGCCCUCGUCCGCCAUCUGCAAACAGUCGCCGUAACUCUGCCGGUUUCUCGCCCGUAAACGCGGCCUUUCCUCAUGCUGCCAUGGGCCUCCACGUCCAAGGAUCAGCCCUGCCACCGUUCCAACCGCGUGGUGGAAAUCCUUGGGCAGCAUACGUUCAGGCACGCAAUUUACGGAGUCGCCACUCGCGGCAGGUCCUUCGGGAACAGUCCUCUGUCGCUACUCUCAGGCCUGCAAGCUCCCGGCUCAACCUCCGAGACGCCGCCAACCCGCCUCAGAACAUGCGACCACAAGUGUCACGCAUGAACUUGCGCCCACAGCCAUCUAGACGACAGCUUAAUAAUCAAUCGUCGACACGAACACUGCGUGCGAGUGAGCAUGCUAGGCCACCACCAUCGCCAGCUCAGGAGGCCGAAACACAGAAUCAACCCCCUCUUCGGCCCUUGCGACAAACCACACUGACCCCUGACGAACGAGACACACGGGCGCGUGAACUUGUCGAGACACGCAGACGCGCUAUUGUACCACCCGUCAACGCACCAGCGCGUACCAACCCAUUCACGCAAGGUUUCCAACGCCCUGGCAACCCCAUCGCCUCUACGAUUAUUCAACAGCCUCCCACUAAUCAGCACGUGCGAAGCAACUCGAAUGAAUCGAUGCAGUCUGCCAAUUCAGCAGGUACCACACAAGGCACAUCAACAUCUCCAGCACUAGGUCGACGAAGGAGCAACCGUAAUCUGACGAAUGCAACACCACAUGGAGCUACACUACCGACGCAAGGACAGCAGUAUGCACAACCGCCUGCCGCCUACACGAACAGCUAUUUCCGCCAGCGACAGGGACAAAUGGCCAACUCGCCGGGCGUAUAUGAGGGACCACUGAACAAUAACACGAGGAAUAUGAAUCCAAUGAUGGCGGGGCCGCUGAUCUAA
Messenger RNA from Plenodomus lingam JN3, 3483 nucleotides. RefSeq lists its product as uncharacterized. Lineage: Eukaryota; Fungi; Ascomycota; Dothideomycetes; Pleosporales; Leptosphaeriaceae. The record is from RefSeq and is a predicted model, not a curated record. Gene Ontology annotation, molecular function: metal ion binding; ubiquitin protein ligase activity. Gene Ontology annotation, biological process: proteasome-mediated ubiquitin-dependent protein catabolic process.